This is a messenger RNA of Misgurnus anguillicaudatus (oriental weatherfish), 1756 nucleotides long. It is a transcript of the gene nek6, whose product is annotated as NIMA-related kinase 6. Lineage: Eukaryota; Metazoa; Chordata; Actinopteri; Cypriniformes; Cobitidae. Gene Ontology annotation, biological process: positive regulation of canonical NF-kappaB signal transduction; chromosome segregation; regulation of mitotic metaphase/anaphase transition. Gene Ontology annotation, molecular function: protein serine/threonine kinase activity; ATP binding. The record is from RefSeq and is a predicted model, not a curated record. Gene Ontology annotation, cellular component: cytosol.
CGCGCGCACGCCUCGGGAUACGGAGUGUUUUACAGUUGCACAACGUGUUCGUGUCGAAGAUUGUGCCAAAUCGCUCCUGGGGUUCAUUUGGCUUGUGCGCAAACCGUGUCGGUGUAGUGCGCUAACGGCAAGAUAGAUGAAGACGAAAAACAACAAUGUGUACGUAGUCCCACUGGAAUAAACUUUUAUGCAAGGUGUGGAAUGUCAAGAUGGAACAGAACGGCUUUCAAGAUCAGAAUAAAAAUUACACAGCACCUGUACAGAACGACCAGAGGAACAUGUUGGGAUAUGGAUACUGCUCCAUGCUUUCCAACUUUCGUGUCGAGAAGAAGAUCGGCCGUGGUCAGUUCAGCGAGGUUUAUAAAGCCACGUGUCUACUAGACAACCAGCAGGUGGCCCUAAAGAAAGUACAGAUCUUUGAGAUGAUGGAUGCUAAAGCUCGUCAAGACUGCAUUAAAGAGAUUGACUUGCUAAAGCACUUAAACCAUCCAAACGUAAUAAAAUAUCUGGAUUCGUUUAUUGAAGACAACAAGUUGAAUAUCGUCCUGGAGUUGGCCGACGCCGGGGAUCUCUCUCAGAUGAUAAAGUAUUUUCAGAAGAAGCGAAGAUUGAUUCCAGAAAGAACAAUAUGGAAGUAUUUUGUGCAACUUUGUAGUGCACUGGAACACAUGCACUCACGCAGAGUCAUGCACAGAGAUAUAAAACCAGCCAACGUCUUCAUCACAGCUACUGGAGAGGUUAAACUGGGUGACCUGGGACUGGGUCGAUUCUUCAGCUCCAAAACCACAGCCGCACACUCGCUCGUUGGAACUCCAUAUUACAUGUCUCCGGAAAGGAUUCAUGAAAAUGGCUAUAACUUUAAAUCAGACAUCUGGUCUCUGGGGUGCCUGUUGUAUGAGAUGGCAGCUUUACACAGCCCGUUUUACAGCGAUAAGAUGAACCUGGUCGCAUUGUGUCAGAAGAUCGAGCAGUGCGAUUACCCACCACUCCCGUCCGAACACUACUCGCAGAAGUUCAGAGAUCUGGUCAGUAUGUGCAUCAGUCCAGACCCCGACCAGCGACCCGACAUCGUCUUUGUCCUUCAAUACGCCAAACAGAUGCACCUGUGGACGGCCAGCACCUGAAACAAACGCACAUAUUUGCAGCAAGGAGAACCAUUGUGCAAACCUGUGACGUCUGCCGUCUCUCCAUCCAACUGAUCAAGCUAUGAUAGAUAUGAGAUAAAGGAAGAUGAGCGAAGAGAGAAUGUGGGCUGAAAGACGGUAUACUGUGUUUAAAGCUGAACAUUUCUGUAGAUUUGUAUUGGGCCGAAUGCAGAUUGUUGAUGAAUGGUGUAUCACAAUGCUAUAUGGUCAGUGGUUUAGAGAAAGUGGAAGGCCGUUACAUUGGUCAGGUCAGACGACCUCAGACCUCAUGUUGAUGUCACAAGGUUCUAUUUAUACACACUUCCUGUUAGGCUAAUAUAUCCAUAACAACAUAUAACUUUGCGUUACAGCCGAGUUACUUAUUUCUCUUUGUUGCUAACACAUACACGCACACACAGUUGUUUUUACAGGCAAUAUGUUGGACCGUCUUGAGUUCGACAUUUUUGUUCGCUGGUCAGAUAUCUAAAAGUGUUCAUAAGUACUCAAUGUUGAAGUUUUUAACAUUCAAUUUUCCCCAACAAGAUGUUAUAUUUUAAGUGAUUAAACAUUCAGUUUUCAUGUCCUCAUGUAAAUGUUGUGUAAUUAACAAUAAACUAUUAACAAUUUUGCAA